Toxotes jaculatrix (banded archerfish) is the source of this 5480-nucleotide messenger RNA. RefSeq names its product complement 4B (Chido blood group) (gene c4b). The record is from RefSeq and is a predicted model, not a curated record. The transcript is spliced from 41 exons. Lineage: Eukaryota; Metazoa; Chordata; Actinopteri; Toxotidae. Gene Ontology annotation, molecular function: endopeptidase inhibitor activity; protein binding. Gene Ontology annotation, biological process: complement activation. Gene Ontology annotation, cellular component: extracellular region. The coding region runs from base 89 to 5218 and encodes 1709 amino acids.
GAUUGAGAAACACAGGGGUGGAUAACUCACAAAACCUCAGCUGAUCACAAUCCUGUGUCAGAGCAGGCAAAGAAACAGAAGCUGCACAAUGAAGUGCCAUAUUGUUUCAGUACUGCUCCUGAUCUUUACUGUGGAACUGAGCUCCUCAACGGACAACAGCUUCUUUAUCUCAGCCCCCAACGUGUUUCAUGUGGGAGUUAAAGAGAAAGUGUUUGUCCAGAUGGGAAGGUCUUAUCUUAACAAUCCUGUCACUCUCCAUCUGGAGCAUGAGAUUAGCGGCACUGUUGUGUCUGAGAAGGUACCUGCUCAGUGCACUAGUGAACGGGACACCGUAACAGUUGAGCUCAUGAUAAACAAGGAAAUUAUGUCAAGAAUUGUGCCUCCAAAAUAUCAACCUCCCUACUUUUUGCUGGUGGCAGAGAGCCCAGCUUUCAGUCAGAGGAAGUCAACAAGAGUCCUAGUAUCAAAACACAGGGGCUAUAUCUUCAUUCAGACUGAUCAGCCAGUCUACAAGCCAACAGACAAAGUGAGUUACAGGAUAUUCACUCUUGACCACACAUUGAGGCCUCAUGAGGAAACAUUCCACAUUUCAGUAGUUAAUGCUGCUGGAAACAAAAUAAUGAAGUCCCUUAGAUCUGCACGGGGAGGAAUAUUCAAAGGCACAUUCUCCAUACCUGAUGUCUCUGAAAUGGGCACAUGGAAGAUUACAGCUCACUAUGAAGAUGAUGAACCACAUUCUGUUUCUCGAGAGUUCAAAGUCCAAAAAUUUGUUUUACCGAGUUUUGGGGUGAGCAUUGAAAUGGAGGAGAAAUACAUUUUGCUGAAUGCUGAACAGUUUGUCUUCACCAUCUCAGCCAUGUAUUCACAUGGUGAAAAGGUUAAAGGGGCUUACCACUGUCAAGUUGGAGUGUUAGAAAAACGUAGAAACCAUGAUCAAAAAAAAAUAAAGCCUGUCUUAAUCGGUGGACUGGACCUGACUGGUUCGGUUGACAGAGGAAGUGCAAGUGUUUCUCUCCAAAUAGCAACCGUAAAUGAUCAGCUCCAAAACAGGCUGAACCGAACCCUCUCUGAUUUACAGCAAAGUGGAGCACAACUCUAUUUGGGAGUGUUUGUCACAAACAUACAAAGUGGUGAAAUGCAAGAGGCAGAGGUUUAUCUUCCAGUAAUCUCCCACAAAUACACCAUGGAUCUGUCUCGAACUCGCUCCUACUUCAUUCCUGGAUAUCCACUAGAUGUGGUGGUAGUCAUGAGUCUCCCAGAUGGCUCUCCAGCAGCUGGUGUGCCAGUAAAGAUUGAUGUACCAGGAUCAUCAGAGCAGUCAUUGCAAGGCAUUUCUGACCAGGAGGGGGCAGUGUUUCGUGCCUUUAAUAUUCACACUACAUCUCAGAUUGAUAUUGAAGUGACGGCAGAUGGCCUGCAAGAGAGGAAAAUAAUUAGACAAGCCUCAUCUCCAAGUAACAGCUACCUUUUCAUGAGUGUUACCAACAAGGUGUACCUUGUGAAUGAUUUACUUGCAGUAACAUACCAUGGCAAGAAUGGCCCGGGACAUGGGUAUAUAUACUACAUGGUCCUAAGCCGUGGGAUCCUAAUAACCACAGGUGCUCUACCAUUUGGUACCUCAGUUAAAGACAACCUGCGUAUCACACCUAAUAUGGUUCCAUCCUUCCGUCUGAUUGGCUACUUCUACAACCAGAAUGGUGACAUCAUUGCUGACUCUGUGUGGAUAGAUGUCAGGGACGAGUGUGAGAUAAAGGUCGAGGUACAACAAAAAGGAUCUUUUGUACCUGGAAAACAGUCAGAACUAGAAUUUGAUUUACACGGUCAGAGAGCCAAAGUGGCUUUGCUUGCUGUGGAUAAGGCCUUCUACGCUCUCAAUGCUGAUAAUAAACUCACUGCCAAACAGGUGUUUUCCACUAUGCAGUCAUAUGACCUUGGUUGCUCAUAUGGUGGAGGACCUGACCCAGCAUCUGUACUAAGAGAUGCUGGCCUGGCUUUUGUAUCUCAGUCCCAGUCAGAGUGGAGAAAGGAUUUUCGCUGUGAUUCACAGUCUGCACGACCUAGACGUUCUGUGGACUUUCAACAGGAACUGAUUACCUUAAAAUCUAAUUUUACUGAUGAAAAUCUUCAGGACUGUUGCGGUCAGGGGUUUUCUCGCAUCCCCAUGACACUUACAUGUCAGGAAAGAGCAAAGAGAGUAUCACUGGUGCAACGCAAUCAAGCUUGUGCAGACGUCUUUUUAAAAUGCUGCCUUGAAGGAGAACGUCUGAGACAAAUAAAAAUACAAGAGGAUGCUGGGAAAACACUUGGCAGGACUGCAACCAUAAGUGACAUUGAACAGUUCUUCUUGGACACUGCUGCUCAGUAUAUUCGGAGAUUUUUCCCUCCAAGCUUUGCAUUCACAGAAUUUGAUGUAAAUGGCAAACGAAGGUUUUCUUUGGCUGUACCCGAUUCUAUCACCACAUGGGAAAUUCAGGUUGUCACAUUAUCUGCAGCCAGCGGUUUCUGUGUAGUCAAGCCAACUGAGGCAAGAGCCUUUACGAGCACAUUUGUGUCUCUGAGACUGCCUUACUCAGUGAAAAAAUAUGAGCAAAUAUCCAUCUCACCUGUUAUCUACAACUAUGACCAUGACCCAUUAGAGGUGGCAGUUCAUAUGGAACAAACUGAAGGACUUUGCUCCCCUGGCUCAGCCACCUCCACAGCUUUUGUUAACAUUACUGUGGACGGAGAGUCCUCCCAGUUUGUCUCUUUCUCUGCUGUCCCCAUGGUAACUGGCUCCAUACCCAUCAAAAUACGUCUCUAUGACAUAAAAAAUGAGAGGGGAAUAGAUGCAGUUGAAAAGACUUUGAAUGUGUGGACAGAAGGAUUAGAACAGAGAGAAGAGACGACCCAAGUGAUUAAAUUAGAUGGAAACACAAAAAGUUUAACUCUUGAUGGAACUUUACCAGAUGAAAUAGUCCCAGAAUCCAGCACCAACAUUUUCGUUUCAGUGGAAGGGAAUGGAUUUUCUUUCCAAGCGAAGAACCUUCUUUCUCCUGAGAAGGUUGCUGGCCUGAUCGUAUUGCCUACAGGAUGUUGUGAACAGACAAUGUCAGGACUUGCCCCCACAGCUUUAGCUGUCCGCUACCUUGAUCUGAGUGAGCAAUGGUUUAACUUGCCUGCUGGUGCCAGAGAUGAUGCUCUCGAUAAAAUUGAGAAAGGUUUUGUUAGGGUUUUAACAUUCAAGAAACCCAAUGGAUCUUAUGGACCAUGGUAUACAGAUGCACCUAGUAACUGGUUGACUGCCUAUGUACUGAAAGUGCUCUCACUGGUGGCACAGCGUCAGACAGUGACUUUUGGACCCCAGGGUCGGACAGCUAGGGUUGUACCAGCAGAUGAGAUCAUGCAUUCAGUCACUUACUUGAUCUCAGUACAGAACACUGACGGGUCAUACAGUGACCGAUUUCCUGUGUUACACAGAGCAGUUCUGAAAGGCAAAGACCGAGAUGCAUCCAUGACGGCUUUCAUAACUGUGUCCCUGCACCUGUCCCUUCAAUUCCUGCGACCUGAUGUACGAAGUACUGCGGAAGCAAGCAUUUCAAGAUCAACAACGUAUCUCAUGUCAAACCUAGAGGCACUUCAGCAUCCCUAUGCUGUUGCCAUUACAGCCUACUGCCUCUCAGUUUGCCUGCCAGAGGGGACGAAUCGUUCACGUGUCUGGACGAAACUUGAAGGAAUGGCCACUGAAGCGAAGGAUGGCUGUUAUCUGUGGACAGCUAAUCCCAACACUCAAGGGCGGGCAGAUGCCAUCACAAUAGAAACUACAGCCUAUGCCCUCCUUACUGCGGUGGCACUUGAGAAUGCCCAGUGGGCAGACAAAGCAGCCUGCUGGCUAACCACAGAAGAAAGCUAUUCUGGAGGCUUCAGAUCAACACAGGAUACCAUCAUGGCACUGGAAGCCCUCGCCGAGUAUGAGCUCAAGAGGUCCGUCAGUCCCGAAGCAAAUUUAAUAGCAGAGUUCACAGUUCCAGGAAAGAGAGACAUUGUGAGGCUUACUAUGCAAAACAAGGAGAAAGUGGAAGCAGAUCUGAAGAAACUUUCAGGGCACAACAUUGCUGUGCAGUUGUCAGGAAGAGGGGACACCAAACUAAAAAUUGUAAAGGCUUACCAUGUACUGGAUCCCAAUGACGACUGCACCAAACUGUCUAUCAGGGUCACAGUGGAGGGGAAAGUGAAGUACACUGCUAAGAUCAUAGAAACAUACGACUACUAUGAUGACGACUACGAUAACAACGAUGAAAGCGAGGCGCGAGUGCCACGAUCAGCAAUUGAGUGGUUUGAUGCUCGCACCCGAAGCAGGAGAGAUCUUGACAACAACCUAAAUCCAGACGGGACUGUCACCUACAGAGUCUGUGUCAGUCAUAGCCUGAACAACACUCUCACAGGAAUGGCCAUAGCUGACAUCACAUUACUGAGUGGAUUUGAGGCUGUAACUGAGGACCUGGACAGGCUAAAACAGGUACCUGAGCAAUACAUUUCCCAUUAUGAAGUCUCCUAUGGAAGGGUGUUGAUAUACUUCAAUGAGCUCUUUGAACAAGAGGAAUGUAUUAGUUUUGACGCUGUACAGAGAGUGCCAGUCGGCCUUCUGCAGCCUGCUCCUGCCGUGUUCUAUGACUACUAUGAACCAAAACGAAAGUGUACUGUGUUCUACUCUGCCCCCCAAAGAAGCAAGUUGGUCUCUAAACUGUGUUCAGAGGAUGUGUGCCAGUGUGCAGAAAGACCCUGCCAUAAUCUAAAAAUGACAUUCAAGUCUGAAAGAAAUCGAAAACUGACAAAGAAUGACCGUGUAGAACAUGCUUGCUUCUUCCCUACAGUGGAUUAUGCAUACAUUGUUGAAGUUGUCACUGUUUCUGUGAAGAGCAACUUUGACUUAUACAACACUCGUGUAAUUGAGGUACUCAGAUCAAAUGGAGAUAUGCUUGUCAAUCAAAAUUCUGUUCGAGUGUUUGCUAAGAGGCGGCAGUGCAAAGGAGAGUUAGAGGUGGGAAAAGCGUAUCUCAUCAUGGGCAAAGAUGGCUCCACAACCGACUCAAAUGGAGAGAUGCAGUACCUGUUGGAAUCUAACACCUGGGUUGAGAAAAAGCCUUUGCCCAGAAACUGUAAAAAAUCUUCCCACAGAGCAGCCUGCACAGGGUUUUCUGACUUCAUAAAUGAGUACAAGAUAGAUGGCUGCAAACAGUGAAUCAGACUGCCGAGCAAAUCUGUUACAAAUCUCAGUUACAAAGUAAGAUGCAAAGUCAGCUUUACUUUUAUAAACAGAGGCAUGAAAUUGUAACAGCAUGCAUAAGUACUAAAACAUUAUUGCUUGCUUAAAUCAGACAGUAGGUGGGUGACUCAUUCAGCUUCCAUCACAGUGUCAUUUGAAAAUGUGCCACUUCAGUGUAACUGUCUAUCAUUUCUUUAUGUCUAAAACUGAAAACAAAAAAAAAACAUCUAGUUAUUCA